GCCGGCCGGGGCAGCGGCGCCGCUGCGAUCGGAGGCUGCGGAGCGCGGGCGGGCGGCGUCGUGUCCCGGAGCCCUCGGCAGUCGCUGGGCUGCGGUGCCGCUCAUCGCCAUGGAGAAGUACAAAGCUCUUGAGCAGCUGCUCACAGAACUUGAAGAUUUUCUGAGGAUACUGGACAAGGAGAACUUGAGCAGCACUGCUGUGGUGAAGAAGAGCUUCCUCUCUGACCUUCUGAAAGUCUACACCAAGUCCAGUGGUGGUGAUGAGGAGUAUAUUUAUAUGAACAAAGUGACAGUCCAUAAACAGCAGGGUGACCAAGAGAAACAAGACAAAGUGCUGGAUCAGAAGAACUCCCUGACCAAUGGAGACUCAGGACUGCAUUUGUUACCUCCUCAGAAGAGCCUGCCAGACCUCCCCCCUCCAAAGCUUCUCGAAACAAAACAACCACCAGUCCCCAAGAUUGAAUCCCCAGAGGGAUAUUACGAAGAGGCUGAGCCCUAUGACAUCUCUGUAAAUGGUCUUUUUGGUAGGCUUGCUGCGGCUGGACCCAGGCCAGGGUUGCAGGUUACUGAGGGCGUUAUUUAUGCCACAAUAACUAUGGAUGGUGAAGCUGUUAGUAGUUCCUACGAGUCUUACGAUGAGGAAGAGAGCAGCAAAGGCAAGUCAGCAACCCAUCAGUGGCCAUCCCCAGAGGCCACCAUUGAGCUGAUGAAGGAUGCCCGCAUCUGUGCCUUCCUGUGGAGAAAGAAGUGGCUGGGACAGUGGGCAAAACAGCUGUGUGUUAUCAAGGACACCAGGUUGCUGUGCUACAAGAGCUCCAAGGACCACAACCCCCAGCUCGAUGUGAAUUUGCUGGGCUGCACAGUCAUUCACAAGGAAAAGCAAGUGAGGAAGAAGGAGCACAAGCUGAAGAUCAUCCCCACCAACGCUGAUGUCAUCGUGCUGGGGCUGCAGAGCAAAGACCAGGCAGAGCAGUGGCUCAGGGUAAUCCAAGAGACCAGUGGUCUGCUCUGUGAAGGAGGCAGUGAAGGCAACCAGUACAUCCCAGACUCGCAGCGUCUCAGCUACCCAAAGGUGGAGGUGUCCGAGAGAUACUCUGCAGCCUCCGAGAGCGGGAGCAGCACCGACGGCCACACGGAGACAGCUGAGACAAAAGAUGUUAAGAAGAAGGGCACAACUGGCCUGAAACUGAGCAACCUGAUGAACCUCGGGAGGAAGAAGUCCAGCUCCCUGGAUAGCCCAGAGAGAUCCCUGGAGACUUCAAGUUACCUGAAUGUGCUGGUGAACAGCCAGUGGAAGUCACGGUGGUGUCAGAUAAAAGAUGGGCACCUCCAUUUCUACCAGGACAGGAACAGAAGCAAACUGGCUCAGCAGCCCCUGAGUUUGGCAGGCUGUGAGAUCAUCCCAGAGCCGAGCCCUGACCAUCUUUACUCCUUCCGCAUCCUGCACAACGGGGAAGAACGGGUUGUUUUGGAGGCAAAGUCCUCAGAGGAGAUGGGCCACUGGCUGGGCCUCCUCUUGUCGGAGUCAGGCUCGAAAACAGACCCAGAGGAAUUUACCUACGAUUACGUGGAUGCUGACAGGGUUUCCUGCAUCGUGAGCGCUGCGAAGAAUUCCUUCUUCCUGAUGCAGAGGAAAUACUCCGAGCCCAAUGCCUACAUUGACAACCUGCCCAAGGGCAGGGUGCAGCAGGACGAGCUCUAUGAUGAUGUGGAUCUGCCAGACCUGCCUGUGGAAGAAGUACCCAAGAGUGAGAGCAAAUUAGAGGGGGACCAAGACAGAGUGUAUCUGGAUCUCACCCCAGUGAAGUCCUUACUACACUGUGCGGGCAAGAUGUCAUGCCAGUCUUCCCCGCUCAGCUCACCCUCUCUGGAAAGGGCUGCCAACAAGGCUGCCCCAGAGAGCACAGCUGAGACAGCCCCCAGAGCUAAGGAAGCUGAGCCCUGCGCUAAGGCAGCAGAGACCUCGGAGCAGAAACACCCAGAGAAGCCAGAGCCCGAGGAGGCCCUGCCACGGGUGCCUGCUGUCAAAAUCCAGAGCCAGCAGCAGAACAGCGAGGCACCCGAGGUGCCAGCGGGCCCAGUUCCAGCGGGCAGUCCCCAGCUGGUGCCCGCACACCGGCCCAAGAUGCCGCUGCCAGCAGCAGCAGUGGAAACCAAGCUGGGCAAGAACAGGACAGAGGCAGAGGUGAAACGGUUCACGGAGGAGAAGGAACGUCUGGAGAAGGAGAAGGAGGAAAUCCGAGCUCAGCUCACCCAGCUGCGCAAGGAGAGGCGGGAGCUGAAGGAAAUGCUUGGUGGCAGCACAGACAAGAGCCUGGAGCAGAGGCUGAAGGAGAUAGAUGAAGAAUGCAAAAGGAAGGAAAGCCAGAGGGUGGACCUGGAGCUGAGCCUGGUGGAGGUGAAGGAGAACCUGAAGAAGGCAGAGUCUGGCCCAGUGACACUGGGCACGGCAGUGGACACCACACACCUGGAGAACACAGCCCCACGGGUUCAGGCCAAAAGUGCCAGCCCAGCAAACAGCGCAGAGAACUCACCCGUAAAUUCAGCAACGGCUUUAAAAAACCGGCCCUUAUCUGUCAUGGUCACGGGGAAGGGAACAGUCCUACAGAAAGCUAAGGAAUGGGAGAAAAAGGGAGCUAGUUAGAAGCAUAUUGUUCAGAGAUGGACUAAAGACUCGAAUUGCCCACGCAUGGCCCAGGGGAUUCAACCAUCUGUCAGUGGAGGUUGGGUGUUCAGCACCACCACACACCAAGUGCCUCCUCCACGUGGCGCCCACGGCUCAGACGCAGCGCUGGAGUCAACAGCUGCUGAUACCAGUUAUCCCACAUGAACCUGCUCUUUCCAGACAAAUCCCAAUCAUGUAGCUAAAAACAAUAACAACCAGUGGCAAUCCUUCCAUCAAAGUCCUAACCCAGCUGAUGUAAACAAGAAUGUUACUGUACAUAGGGGGUGUUUUGUGUAUUUCUACUCUGAAGGUUUAUCAAUGAGUUAUUAAGGUUUCUAUAUUAGUGACUGUAGUGGAUUCAGAAGGAACCUCUGCUAUUCCUCAGCCUGGUGAGUUUGUACCUGUCCUGAUAAAUUGGAGUCAACUAAAGUUGUCAGCCUGUCUUGCUGCCAGUCAUCACUCAGCUGCAUUUCAUCCAGCCUUCAGUCAAGGGCUAUCCCCACAUGUGGGCAGUUCUUCAAACAUGAUUGAGAAGCACACAGCAGCUUGUCCAGGCAUUUUAAUCAGUGUCCUGAUGCAUUCCAGCAUCUCCUACCAGCUGCAAGUUUGCUAGAUUGAGCUGCUCACCUUCUCAUGCUGUAAGCUGUGUUACAGACUGGCAGCACCAAGAGCUCUGAGCAAAGAAGAUCUGCCAGGCAGAUUCAGUUCACUUUCUUGAAGAUCUUACUUCACCUGAGGAGUUUGUUCCUAAAAAAAAAAAAAAAAAAAAAAAGAAAAAAAAAAAAAGAGACAAUAAAAAAGUAAUAUUUGAGGGCUUGCUCAGCUGUUUCGUGGGAAAGCUGGAUCCCAGUGCAUCCUUCAGAGAUCCAUUUCUCCAAGAGAGGGGAGGUAAAGCAGUCCCCAUGCUGCUGCCCCAGCUGUGAUGGUGUCUGAUCCUCACAGAGCUGCAGCUGAAGCCAUCCCUCUGUCCCUGUGUCCCUCCCCACUGCAGGGCUGAGCAGCCUGCCCUGCAGUAAGGCUGCAGUGCCAGGGCUCUGCUGGAUGUUGUCUCUUGGUGCUGUCACCCUUAUUUCCUGCUCAUUAACACAGCCUUUGGGCCCUGGCAGUAUGGCCCAUAAAGCCCACCCCUCUCUCCCCUAGCCAAGCUUUCUAAUGAAAGAGGUUGGAGAUUUGGAACAGCUAAACCUAGAGACAUUGAAAUUUGAAGGGUGGCAGUGGGUUGGCAGAACUCUAUGCACUCCUUCUCUCCCUGUAACCUGCUGACACGUGUGAUGGCCUGAAAACACCUCUUCCUGUCUCCUCUGAUGGCCCUUCAGAGCCCAGGCUCAGGAGCUGGGUUGACUGGAUGGGGCUGGAUCUGUUUUAACCCUACACAGUUAAAGCAGCACCACUUCCCAGGAUGGAUUAUCCACGGGGCCCUGUGGCUACACCAAAGCCAAAGCAGACAGGAAAAAUGUUGUACCUUCCUCACCCUUGAAAAUAUUUGACAGGUCUGAGACCACCUCUAAAGGGCUGUUCUUUCUUCACACAAAGGCCAGACAGCCAGUGGGAGCACAGGGCUGUGGUACCCAGAGCUGGUGAGUGUCCUGACAAGGGUUCUGGGCUUACUUGCCCCUUCCACAGAGCCAGGGUGCAACAAAACACUUGCUCAGGGUAUCCUGGAAGCAAGAAAGGUGACUGUGCUCCCAUUUUUUUUUCACUCUUUAGUUCCCACUGUGGUGCAGGAGGAAUUGAUAAUGCCAGGCCUCUGGAGCCUCAGCUGGCAGGUUGGCCCUGUGCAAGGUUUUGCACAUAGGAAAAAAUCAUGCAAAUAAACUGCUGACUCUUCUGGUUCAGGACCCUGGGGACUUCCUUCUCCAGAGCACCAGAAGGCCACAGACUCCAUGAAGCUUUUGUUUUGGCCCAUGAAGAGCUGGCAAGAGCCCCUCUCUGUACCCUAAAUAUCCGUGUAGGACCGUGCCCUCGGCGUACACCCCGCUGUCCUCCAGGAGUUGUCCAGACAUUUCACAGUGCUCCUGAGACAGCCAUGGACACGAGCAGCUCUGCUUUCCCCUUCACAGCCCAGUCAGCUGCCGUGCUCCUGCUGGGAUGUCUCCAUGAGGGAAUGGUAAACAUAGGCAAGUCCUGAAGGACACACUUUCCCCAAACAAGAAAUGUUAAACAAUGUCUCUGUGUCCCCAUUGUUUUCCUAACUCGAGGCAUUUCCUUUGUUGUAACUGUGACCUAUAAAGUGGCGCUUUAGAGGGUUUUAUAAUAAAAUGUUGAGUAUAUUA
This is a messenger RNA of Motacilla alba alba, 4938 nucleotides long. RefSeq names its product actin filament associated protein 1 like 2 (gene AFAP1L2). Gene Ontology annotation, cellular component: cytosol. The transcript is spliced from 20 exons. Lineage: Eukaryota; Metazoa; Chordata; Aves; Passeriformes; Motacillidae. Gene Ontology annotation, molecular function: SH2 domain binding; SH3 domain binding. Gene Ontology annotation, biological process: positive regulation of DNA-templated transcription; positive regulation of epidermal growth factor receptor signaling pathway; positive regulation of interleukin-8 production. The coding region runs from base 110 to 2644 and encodes 844 amino acids. The record is from RefSeq and is a predicted model, not a curated record.